Molecule: messenger RNA, 1273 nt
Organism: Physella acuta
Lineage: Eukaryota; Metazoa; Mollusca; Gastropoda; Physidae
Product: chymotrypsinogen A
Biological process (GO): proteolysis
Molecular function (GO): serine-type endopeptidase activity
Source: RefSeq, a predicted model, not a curated record
GUUCGGUUGUGAUUCAUUAACUUAUUUUGGUUUUUAUUUGGACCUUAAAAAUAGAAAAUUUGAAAAUUCAUUGUAACAUGUUAGGAGUUAAUUUAAUUGGGGAUACAGUAUAUACGGUAAGAAGACAGGAUAUGGCAGUAAAUCAGAUGAUCAGAUGCGCAGAGUAAAGCCAGCCUAUUAUUAUUGAAAGAAAUGAGAGAACUUUUUUUGAUACUUGUAUUACUUUGUGUUGAGUCCAGCAAAGCGGAAUAUUGUGCAAUUAAUCAAUUGCCGUUAGAGAAAUACGAACAAGAAUAUGACACUAGAUACCCAAAAAUACCUCUAAACAAGAACUUACCAUCGCCGCCAUUAUUCAAACAAGGCGAUUGUGGAAUGUCUAAAAACGACCAAUCGAAGCAGAUCGUCAACGGCAAAGAUGCUCCAGUGAAUGCCUGGCCCUGGCAAAUUUGGUUUAGCUCGAGUUUAGGAACCUGUGGAGGAUCUAUCAUACAUCGUGAAUGGAUAAUUACAGCUAGACACUGUGGUGAAGAUGAAGUCAAUGAUGUCUACUAUGGAAGCAACAGUCUUCAAAGGGCAAAUAGAACAAAGACCAAAACACGUUUUCGCGCACGUGGUAAUGGUAAUGAUAUGGCGCUUUACAAACUUUCUUCACCCUUAACGUUUUCAGAUUCCGUGCAGCCAAUUUGUUUUCCGGAGGGCAACGUUUGGGACGCCUCGCCUUGUUUUGUCACAGGUUGGGGUGACACGUCAUUUAGUGGCAGUGCCACUCCGGACAUUCUUCAGCAGUUGCGCAUCAGAAUAAUCAAUCAAGACAUGUGCCAGGCUGGUCACUCCUAUAAAGACCUCAGUUAUCGUGUAGGCCGUUAUUUCUGCGUGGAUAACGUGGAGUCAGCCAAUGGAAAAUACGCGGCAUCUUACAUUGGAGACUCUGGCGGACCCGUGAGCUGCUUAAAGAAUGGACGUUACUACCUGGUUGGUACUGUCGCCCAUUCAAUAAAAAUGGACGAAAAGGCAAUGAAAUUUUAUGUUUCUGUGCCAAGUAACGCUCAGUGGAAAGCUGACACUAUUAAUAAAAAUUCGUAGGUACAUUUUAAAGACUUUCGUGAAUGAUCGCUCUAAUACAGCCUGCUUAAUGAUGAGAUCACUCGUCUUUACCUGCAUGAUGAUGAUGUUACAUUUCCAUCCAUUUAUUCUACCAAAAAAUAAUUAAUUAAAAGCGAAAAUAAGUUAACCUUACCUUGAGACUAAUUAUUAAAGGUUUAUAUUGUACUUC